Messenger RNA from Patella vulgata (common limpet), 4368 nucleotides. RefSeq names its product major facilitator superfamily domain-containing protein 1. The record is from RefSeq and is a predicted model, not a curated record. Gene Ontology annotation, molecular function: transmembrane transporter activity. Bases 33 to 1544 code for a protein of 503 amino acids. Lineage: Eukaryota; Metazoa; Mollusca; Gastropoda; Patellidae. The transcript is spliced from 13 exons. Gene Ontology annotation, biological process: transmembrane transport.
UGACGAACAUGUGAUAGGCAGUGGUUGCGAAAAUGGCGGAACUCUUAGCUGACACUUGCGGUUUUCGCUUUUUGGUGUUGUUCUUUAACUGUAUGUUAACAUUUGGAUCAUAUUUUUGUUUUGAUAUGCCCAGUGUUUUACAAGAUACUUUCACACAGCGCAAUAAUUGUACAAAUGAUUCCAAAAGCUUCCACGAUGACAAAACCUUUGAUUCUAGUCUCUAUGGUAACGCAUCUAGUCCAAAUGUAACAUGUAAUAAUUGUACAGAAUGUCUUGGAAUGUCUGAAGAUAACUACAAUCUACUUUAUGCUAUAUAUGCCUGGACUAAUGCUGUUGUGGUAAUUGCUGCUGGUUUCCUUAUAGAUAAAUUAGGAAACAGAUUUGGAGUUUUCCUCUUCUCAUUUUUAUGUGUUGUUGGAUCAUCGACAUUUGCUGUUGGUGUAAUGAUGAAAGGAACAGCAGCCAUGUUGCCGUUAAUGUUGAUAGGACGUCUGAUCUUUGGUUCAGGAAAUGGAUCAUUAACAAUUGUACAGAACAGAAUAACAGCUUACUGGUUCAGAAACAAGGAGCUAGCUAUGGCUUUUGGUAUAACUCUGGCUUUUUCAAGACUUGGUAGUGUGUUAAACUUUUUCCUAACUCAGAAUUUUGCUCAAGUUUAUGGUCUACAGUGGACUAUGUGGGGAGGUGCAAUGUUGUGUGGAAUAGGUUUUGUUUCGGCCAUUGUUGUUAGUUCUUUAGAUAAAUGGGGUACAAAACAGAAAGGUGAUGAUGAGACCUUAAGGUCAGAUUCUAAAAAGUUGAAAUUCACAGACAUCCGGUAUUUCACAUUACCCUUCUGGCUUCUUGUUCUAGCUAUUAUGUUCUUCUAUAAUGGAGUAUUCCCAUUUGUUGCAGAUGCUAGUAAAUUUAUUAAAGAUAAGUAUGAUCUGCCUAAAACUACGUCUGCGUAUCUUGCGGGAGCUGUUUAUGAUGUGUCUAUGGUUGUUUCUCCAUUCCUGGGAGGUCUUAUUGAUGUUAUUGGUAAGCGAGGAAUAUUAGCCCUAAUUUGUGCAUUAUUAACCAUUCCUGUAUUUGGUAUAUUGGCCUUUACAUCUGUUUAUCCAUUGGUUGCUACUCUCUGGUUGGGAAUAACUUAUUCAUUUGCUGCGGCAAGUUUAUGGCCAUCUAUACCACUGGUAGUAAGUCAAGCUACUGUAGGUACAGCUAUGGGUGUUACGACAUCAGUACAGAUGAUUGGUAUUGGUAUAUCUAAUCUUGUUGUUGGAGAAAUUCUCGGAAAAAAUUUAACUGCUGUUGAGAGAUUAACCAGAUGGAAGUAUGUUAUGAUAUUCUUACUGGGCAAUACAUUAGCUUGUGUGGCUACAACACUUUUGAUGAAUAUAACUGAUAAGAAAAGGGGUGGUAUUCUGAACUUGAGUCGUAAACAGAAACUACAAAAGUUACAUGAUGUAACAGAAAGCUUUAACAGUGAAAGUGGAACAUAUGACACAGAUUCUGAACGCCAACCAAUUCUGGGUGCACGACAUCGUAGUAUUAAUGCCUAAUCACACUUUUCGGCACAGGAAAUCAGGGUUUUUUUUGUUUGUAACACUGAAUUAAUUUAAUUGAUGAUUGUCCAAUUAAAUAGGCAUCAUUGUGCUGUUGAGCUAUUUGAGAUCUUCUCCAGUUGGUAAAAAUAUAAUUCCCUAAUUGAUGGGAUUUGACUAAACAGUUAUAUUGAGAUGUUCAGAUUUGACAAGUAUGCCAAAUCAUCCCCAAAAUCUACUCAUUUAAACUUUCAAUUUACCAGUCAAAAAAAAUUUCUAUUGCUUUUUGAAGAGUCUGCAUUUUGAGAUGCUCAGAUUAGACAAGUAUGCCAAACUAUCUCCGAGAACUAGUUGUUUCAGCUUUCAUUUUGCUAGUCAAACAUAUUUUCUGUUGCUUUUCAAACAGUCUGUAUUCAGAAUUACCUUAUCUAAUGAGACCAGUUUGUAUCAAAUUAGAAAAAUCUUCUGACAUUAUUUUUUUGAAUAUUUCUAUAAUUUAAUGUUAGUGCUGUCAAUAGUGCAAUUGUUAGGUCAUAAGUGUUUUUUUGUUUGUUUGUUUGUUUAUAGGCUUAAAGGUAGUACAAACUACCUUUGGAGAUCUUUGACUAACUAGUUUGUAUCAAUUUGUUUGAUUGUUUCUUGAAUGCAAUCUUAUUAUUAUUAAUAUUGUGCAAUUGUUAAAUCAUAUGUUUUCUUAUUUAUUUUUUUAAAAUAGCUUUCAACAUUUAUUUAUAAUAAUCUAUCAUUGUGGUAUUGUAUAAUUAUAUGAAUGACAUUAUGAACUUUGAACUUUAUUACAGGCCAAGCAAAAAAUUUUCUGUAACCAAGAACUUAUAUACAAAUAUAAAUAUUAUACUUUGUGUAGUAUCAUGGGUCUUCUGUAAGACAUGGAGAGCGGGCCAUCAAAUCCGGUCGCCACAUCCUACGUACGACCCAUGCAUCUUUUCUUACUACAUAUCUUAGUAGCCUUGUGAUCGUCUAGUAUUUUCACUGUCGUCUUUGCUUCCCCUUCACAUUGUGUAUUUACUUCUUACUGUUUUCUCAGUUAAAAGUUUACCAUGGUUUCUUUUAUAGGACUCAUGGACAUCACGCACAGACUAGGCUAUUCAUGACCCUGAACCUGUGCAAUUACUGAUAUGAUUGGUUACUUUAGCCAAAUGAUGCAAUAAGUAAAUUUCCAAUCACGUGUAAUCUGGUGGUAUUUUGUUGACACAUAGAACCAGCUAUGUUUUGGUUCUAUAACUUUUUUUAUGUCAACCUGUCACUUAUAUUUUUAGUGCACAUUUAGUACAGUUGGCCAAAGACGUUAAUUAAUGAAAUAUACAUGUAAUGUGGCCAUUAAUCAUAAGAGCAAAAAUUCUAGCAAAAGUCUUACAUUUGAUAAUUUAAUAAACAUGGAUAAAAAUAAAGUAUAAGUAUGGCCCAGCCCCUUUUGUACAAACUAACACCUCUGUGUGUGAAUAAAAUAAGUAAUAAAUUAAUUAUAGUGUCAACAUGUAGGGGUAUAAUAAAAUCUUCAAUAUAAUUUCAUACAAAAAUGACGAACCACAAAACUAUUACAGAUAAUGAAAUAUUUGUUUUUUUGUUUAACUCCAUAAUUUGACAGAUUGUGUUAUUAAAUAUAAGGUAGAGCAUAAUAGUUGCAUUUUAAAUGGAUAGUCUGUUAUUAUGCUAGAAUAUGGUAUAGUCUUGGUAUUCAUACAAUCUAUUCUGAUUUUAAAAAAUAAGAUUCCCGGUACUUAUUAUAUUUUAUUUGUUUAAAUUUUCAUGUUAUUUUUUUAUUUUAUAUUUGAUAUUUAGUCCCAAAUUUAUUAUCAAAAUAUUUGUACUUAAUGUUAAAAAAAAUUGAACAUGUUACAAAUGGAAUGUAUCCGUAUUUUAAAUAAGGAAAUAUUCUGUAUUGAAAAAAAGAAAGAACUAACAUAAAGGAUUGAUUGAAGUUUAUUAAUUUCCCAAUUUUCUUGGAUUCAUUGUAGUGUAGAACUGUAAUAUUCUCACAUCCAUUUAUUGUGAGAUAUUACUACUGAAUUGAUCACAAAUAUACUUUCUAUUGUAAAUAUUUUCAAAUUACCAUUUUACAUGGUUUUCUUAGUCUUUUAGUGAUUAAUUAUUAGAUUAGUUUUGUUUGUUUCAAAAGAAUUUUUUUUCAUGUUAUUUAGUGUGUUUUUAUAGAUUAGAAAUCCAACGGACUCAAACUUAGUUAAUUUUAAUUUAAAAUACUGUAGUUUUUUUUUUGUUUUUUUUUUUUAAAAAAAGUGUGGGAGAUUUAUUAUAUUAUAUUUUUAGAAUUAAAGAGCUAAAUUAUAUCUUUCUCAUGUAUUUAUAGAAAGUAUUAGAUAACAGUCAACAGUAUUGAAAUUAUCUUAGUAGAUUAGGUUAUAUUUUCAUAUAGACAUGUUUAAAUAUUAUUUUCAUUAUAUAUUGCAUAGACUACAUAAUUUAGUUUAUAUUGCAUAUAGGCUACAAAUUUUAGUUUAUAUUUCCAUUAUAUAUUUUUUUUGCAUUGUUCAUUAUAUAGGGAUUGCAUAUACAUACAUAUUUUUCAUUAUAUACGGCAUCCGUUACUCACUCAUUGUUGUAUAUAAUGCAUGUUUGUAUGUAUUUUGUUUUAUGAUUAUAAUAAUUGUAUUUUAGUUUUUACUUAGUUUUAUUUUAACUGUUUUAUAUAUACUAUUACAUGUCUAUAUAUAAAGCUAUAUUUGACACACAGCAUAUCUCCCUAUAUAAUAAUAUACUCAGGGUCAAUAAAGCAGAUUUAAUCAAAUGAAAUAUAUGGUUUAAUUAUUUGCAGUUGUCAAAUAACAACAAAGAAAAAAAUGCAAAGCCCACAUUUAAUUUCACU